AUGUUGCUCUUAAUUGUUUUUCCAAAUAAUACAUGCCAAUUUUUCAACACUUUUCCACUUAUUUACAAAAUUCAGUUGACAUUGCAAGCUCAUCUUUAUUUUCUUCAAGGAUUUUUUCCCAAUACAAGUCAAUCUUGUUUUUCUGAUACCAGUUGCUUACUGAAUAGAUUCAAUGCAUCUAAUAAGAUUUAUACCCCGGUAUCAGAUUCUCGUUCAUUGUUUAUUGACAAUCAUGGAUUUUUAGUUACAGUUUCUGAAAAUACGCUUACUCCUGCUCGUUUGUAUGCUGGAAAUUUAAGUUUAGUUAGUAAUCCAUUAUGUGAACCAUUUAAGGAUGUGCCUUAUGGUGUAGCCUUUUAUAAUGAAACUUAUUAUGUUGAAUUUUCUAAUUACAUUUUAGCUAUUGGUAGUAAUAAUUUGACCAUACUUCAAAAUAUUACAGCAUCUUAUUUAAACGGAGCUCGUUAUAUGAUUUUUUCAAGCAAUGGGGAAUUAAUGAUUGCAACUUCUAUGAGUAAUAGUUAUCUCUUAUUUUUUAAUCAAACAGGUAAUCGGUCUAGCAAUUAUAGUUUUAUUAAAAGCCAAUUGGUAAACUAUAGUCAUCCAUUUGGAUUAUGGCAUGUGAAUGAUUCUUAUUUUUACGUAACAUCAUUGACUGGCAAUGCAAUUUAUGCAUAUUCUGCUAUUAAUAAUGGUCUUGCAUGA
Rotaria socialis is the source of this 705-nucleotide messenger RNA. NCBI's taxonomy places the organism in Eukaryota, Metazoa, Rotifera, Eurotatoria, Philodinida, Philodinidae. The record is from the annotation of a GenBank genome assembly.